AUGGCUAUAGUGGAGGGGACACAUGGACACGACUUUGACGAGGAUUUCUUCCGAUCGAUUUUCAACGUUACACUGGAUGGAGAUUCUGCCGGAGAAUCAUUUGCUCCUUGCAGUGAAACAGCACCUGAAUUUAAGAGCUUGGGCCUGACGGUAACCUUCUUCAUCGUGUUCAUCUUCAGCUUCAUAGGCAACGCCGUUGUCAUUUACGUGGUGUGCUGUAUGGACAAAUGUCGAGCCAGUGCAGACACCUACUUGAUGCACCUGGCACUGGCAGACCUCUUCUUCAGUCUCACGCUGCCUUUCUGGGCCGUCUAUGUCCAUUCAGGUUGGAUCUUCGGCAACGUUCUGUGCAAAGUUUUGUCGGGUCUUCAGGAGGCAUCGGUGUACAGCGGCGUUUUCCUCCUGGCCUGCAUCAGCGUGGAUCGUUACGUUGCCAUUGUGAAAGCUACCCGUGUGCUGUUGUCUCAUCAGAAGUUGGUAAAAGUGGUGUGCGGCAUGGUGUGGCUGGUAGCCGUGGUGCUGUGCUUACCUGUGGCAGUUCAGAGAGAGACUAUGCAACCUGACGACCUCGGUGACCAGAUCAUUUGCUACGAAAACAUAACCGCUGAAAGCAGUGACCGCUGGCGUGUUAGUGUUCGAGUUCUGCGCCACACGCUGGGAUUUUUUCUGCCGCUGGCCAUAAUGGCUUUCUGCUAUGGCCGAACUUUGUUGACAGUGUUAUACAUGCGGAAUCAUCAAAAGCGUAAGGCCAUGCGUGUCAUUCUGGCAGUGGUGAUAGUUUUUAUUCUGUGCUGGCUGCCUCACAACGUUACGGUAUUGAUUGACACGCUGAUGCGAGGUAAAUCACUUGGGAUUAGCUCAUGUAAUGCUCGCAACAGAGUGGCUGUGGUCCUACAGCUGACCAGAGUACUGGCCUUUAUGCACUGUGCAGUCAAUCCAGUGCUGUACGCCUUCAUCGGGGAGAAGUUCCGCAACGAGCUGCUGCUGGCUCUUUACAAACAUGGCAUCAUCACCAAGCGCCUGCAGAUGGCUUACCAUAAGGGCUCUCACAGCAGCUCCAUCAGCAUCAGAUCCAGAAACACCUCCAUCACAUUAUAAAUAGUCUUUUAUUCAGAAGAUUAUCAAGUGAUUUAGCAACUGGUUUGACAUCAUAUUUGACAAUGUGGCAUGUACAUACUUCAGAAGUGGAAGAAAAUACAAACAAAAGAAAAAAAGUAGAAUAUAGACUCAUUCCACCUUUAUUUACAGUCAGGUCCAUAAGUAUUUGGACCAUGAUAACUUUUUUUUUUCUCUGUACAUAACCACAGUGAAGUUGAAAUGAGACAACAAAAAUAUUCCAUUAAUCAUUUUGGAUUUUGUAAUUUUAUGUGCACAGAAAGUUCUUCUGAAUAUAAUUUUAUGUGAUAUUAUUAACUGUACUGCUGGGAUAGGCUCCAACCCCCCAGUGAUCCUUAAUUGGAGUAAGUGGGUAUA
Messenger RNA from Thalassophryne amazonica, 1473 nucleotides. It is a transcript of the gene cxcr2, whose product is annotated as chemokine (C-X-C motif) receptor 2. NCBI's taxonomy places the organism in Eukaryota, Metazoa, Chordata, Actinopteri, Batrachoidiformes, Batrachoididae. Gene Ontology annotation, biological process: neutrophil chemotaxis; G protein-coupled receptor signaling pathway; immune response. The transcript has 2 exons. Gene Ontology annotation, cellular component: membrane. The coding region runs from base 1 to 1098 and encodes 365 amino acids. The record is from RefSeq and is a predicted model, not a curated record. Gene Ontology annotation, molecular function: chemokine receptor activity.